Volvox carteri f. nagariensis is the source of this 3801-nucleotide messenger RNA. RefSeq lists its product as uncharacterized. Bases 1 to 3801 code for a protein of 1266 amino acids. The record is from RefSeq and is a predicted model, not a curated record. Gene Ontology annotation, molecular function: damaged DNA binding; 5'-3' DNA exonuclease activity; protein binding. The transcript has 18 exons. Gene Ontology annotation, biological process: interstrand cross-link repair; double-strand break repair via nonhomologous end joining; protection from non-homologous end joining at telomere. Lineage: Eukaryota; Viridiplantae; Chlorophyta; Chlorophyceae; Chlamydomonadales; Volvocaceae.
AUGUCAUUCAGUAAGUACGUUCACCAAUCGGGCCGAGUACCUGUACGACUGCGCCAGGCUCACAACCUCCUGGCGGCGGCCAGGUUUGUUAGGCUGCUGUCACCAAGCGAUGUGCGGCCGGUAUCAGAGCGUCAGGAAAUCCAGACUCGCGUCGCGCCGCAGCGAUGGAGCUCUGGGUUUGGACCUGGGGGGGCAAUGCGUCCCUGCCGCGUUGCAGUCUGCUGUAGCGGCCACCAUGGCUGUAGCAACCUCAAACUCCGGAACGCCAGGCUCCGCAACGCUACGGCCGCAGCCGUCACGGUGUCCGAUACAGCUACUGGUCGGGAAGCACACGUCAACGCAUGUCUAGAUGGGGCGGCUGGGAGGGCGGUGGCAGGGGCAUCACCCGCGGGAGGACGACAAGGCGGAGGACACGGCGGCGAUGCGGGUGGUGGUGGCACGGCGGCGGCAGCAUUGGCUGCCGCGGCUAUGGCUCGCAAGACCGAUUUGAGACCGCGGGGGAUGUUUCCGGAUGGUGCCCCGCUGUGCCCUGGCGGUCAAGGCGGCCGUGGGGCGGUAGGGAUAGCACCCCCAGAAGCGGUGGUGGACUUGGGGCCACGAGGCCAGCGAGGUGAAAAUGGUGAUGGUGGUGGUGGUGGUACCGGUGGUAUUGGUGGCAAGGCGGAGGGGCCCGGCUGUGGUGGAACUGGCUGGAGGCUGGAGAGCACGGCGCCAGCAGUGGAGGUUGAGUUGCUGGAGAGCGACGAAGAGGAUGAACUGGAAGAGAAGAGGGAGCUGACGCCAUCUGUAGGUGCCGCAGCAGCGGCACAUGCGGUGGAGGGGAUGCCUGGUUUGAAGGGGCAUGUGGGGAGCGCAUGGACCCCGGGGACAGGCGGCGGCGGUGAGAUUGCCGGAGUGGCGGCGGCCGGGGAGCAAGGGAAUGCGACAGCAGGGCGAUCCGGCGGCGGCGGUGGCGGCGGCGAGAUGGCCGUCGUCCUCGGGGUAGAGACGGAAGCGGAGGUGGGCCCUAUGGAUGAGGACGUUUCGGCCGCGGCGGUGGCGGCGACAGCUCAUGACGAGAACCAAGAUGGAGAUGACAGGUGGCCAUUGCUAACGCAGGUGCCCCCGGAGAUGGCAUUGCCGUACCACGGUCAUGGAGCGGCGCGUCUCCGUACAGGCGGCGUGUCUCAGUACGCGGAGGGCCACAGCACUGGCUGCUGCCCGGCACAGAAAGCGGCGGACUGCGGCGGGCGGCAGGCGCGAGCUGAAGGAGGUCCGGAUGGUGGCAGACGUUCGUGGGUGUGGGAGGCAGCCGCCGCCGCCACCCUGGAUGCCCCCGGCCUCGGGUCCGUGCCGGAGACGGAGCUGGGUGACAACGGUGGUUGUGAUGGCGAUUGUGAUGAUGGUGGCGGCGCUGGUGGUGGCGGCUACGCACAACAGGAUGACGCUCUGGCGGAGUUUGCCGCGUGCUUUGGCGAGGAUGUCGAUGCUGAGGGUUGGGGGGAUGGCCAUAUCCAUGAUGGUGAUGAUGCUGGUGAUGGUGAUGGGCAGCUGCCUCCGCAGGGGGGUGAGGACGAGCUGGAGGUCGACGGCGAUGAUUUUGUGGCCGCGUGGUUGUGUCGCCACGGGCUGCAGAGGUGGCUGCCCCGCUUCCGGGAUGGUGAGGUUGAUGAAGCGGUGGUUCCGGAGCUCAAUGACACCGAUCUGCAGGGACUAGGCAUUGACUCGCCUCGCGCACGAGCGGCGAUCCUCGUCGCCGCCCGGGACUUCGUUGUCGCGUCGGGGCCGGCAGCGCCCAUAGACCCACCGCAAGCCGUCGGCGCAGUCGACCCAUCCGCAGCGCCGGGGCCGCCAGCUGGGGCUGGGGCUGCCCCCCUGCCCCGCGGAGGCCCUGCACCGCCGCCACCAGGACACCGGAUGCUGGGGCCCCAGCCGCGCCAGCUCUUAAUCCCCCCGGCAGCUGGUGCUGGUGCAGCCGGUGGCGGAUGGGGCCCCGCUGGCAAUGCACAGCUGCAACAAGGGGCUGGAGGGAUUGCACCGCGGCCGCGGCCGGCGGUUGGGCCUGGACAGCCUUUCGCGGCCAUGUUCCUCGCCCGUCCCGCGGGACCUGUCCGCAUCACCAGCUUCUUCCGAGCGCCUGGUGCCGCGGGCGACCCGGGAGGCGGCGUCGGGACCCCGCCUGGGGGGCCGGGAGCAGCAGUACCAACAGCAGCAGUAGCGAGGGGCACCGGCUGGGGCGGCCGCGCUGCAGGGCAACAGCAACAACAACCACAACAACGUCAUCAUUCCGCAGUCGUCCUUGCGGGGGGACAGGUGUCGCUUCCACGGGAGCAGCCGCUGCCGCCGCCGCAACAGCAGCAGCAGCCGGUCUUGGCGGCCGGCGGCGCCAGGCCCUCUGGCCGGCUACCCCGUUGGGUCCCCGAAUGCCAUACCCUUCCCGGAACGCGUAUACUGGUGGACUUCUUCGGGCCGUCCAGUAAAUCCAUAACUGCCGCCGUGUCACCUUUCCGCAUCCUAACCCACUUCCAUGCAGAUCACUACAAGGCCCCCAAAGAAAAACCCAGGUUGCACAACGUGCAGCACUCCGCAAUCCGCACGGAAAUCACUGUUUUCCGGAAACCCUCCCCACACCGUAUCCCCUAUCUGAAGGGCCUUACGCGCAGCUUUGCCGGCGGCACGGUUCUCGCCUCGCCCGUCACUGCCCGGCUGGUUUCGGAGCGUCUGAAGCUGCCCGCCGCCCGUCUGAGGACCCUGCCCAUGGACACUCCCGUGGAGGUGGACGGUGUAUGCCUGACUCUGGUAGACGCCAACCACUGCCCGGGUGCCGCCAUGGUGGUGGCUCAGCCCCCGGGGGGUUGGCCCCCCGUGCUGCACACAGGGGACUGCCGACUGGGGGACCACAUGCGCAACCAUCCCGCAAUGCAGUUGCUUGUGGGCCGGCGCUGCACACUGGUGCUGGACACCACGUACUGCGACCCGCAGUACGAGUUUCCCCCGCAGCGGGCCGUACUGGAUGCAGUGUUGGAGGCUGUGAAGGCGGAGAGCUUCAAUAAGAGGGCGCUGUUCGUGUUCGGCACGUACACCAUUGGCAAGGAGCGGUUGUUUCUGGAGGUGGCGGCGGCAAUGGGGCAGAAGGUGUACUGCAGCAAGGAAAAGGCCGCCACUCUGGCGGCGUGUGGUCUGGCCCCCCGGUAUGCCUCCCUCAUAACCACCAACCACCUGGAGGCCAACAUCCACGCGCAGUACCGGGGGCGGUACAGCGCCGUCAUAGGCUUCUCGGGAUCUACAGCAGGGCCCAUCCAACCGGAUGGAACCACACGGGAGGUGCACGAGGAGGAGGAGGGGGAGGAGGUGCCAGCGGCGGUAGAGGGCGAGGCGGUGUCGGCAGGGGGCGGGGUGCUGGCGGCAGGGGCUCUUCCUCGGUGCUAUCCCGGCAGCAGCAGAGCGCCGCUAUCGGGCGGCGGAUGGCCCGUGGGACCGCUGUGCUGUACCAGGUGGGGGCCGGUGCUGCUGUUGCGCGGCUUCCAGCCCACCUUCCCCAAGUACCGGGAGCCGGUGCCGUACAGCGAGCACAGCAGCUUUGGUGAGCUGCGUUCCUUUGUGUCGUGGCUGCAACCGGGGCGCAUCGUGCCCUCCGUCAAUGCGGACGGACCCGCGGGUCCCAGGACGCGCCGCAUGUUGCAGCUGCUGCUGGGCACCGCCGAGGAGCAGGCACCGACGGGGGCGGCCGCGGCGGCGGCGGCGGCGGCUGGCGGUAGCUCCGGAGCGUCCGGAGCUCGUCGGGACAUCCGGAGCUUCAUGAAGGGUUCCGGAGCGACGUAG